This is a messenger RNA of Neurospora crassa OR74A, 1259 nucleotides long. RefSeq lists its product as hypothetical. The coding region runs from base 252 to 959 and encodes 235 amino acids. NCBI's taxonomy places the organism in Eukaryota, Fungi, Ascomycota, Sordariomycetes, Sordariales, Sordariaceae. The record is from RefSeq and is a predicted model, not a curated record. The transcript has a single exon.
GUCCACGCAACCCAUGCUGGAAGAUUGAAGUCAAACACUCAGCUACCCCGCACCAGAGUAUCACCGAGUCUGCGAGAGGCCUACUGCGAUCCUCACCAAUGAGACACACCACAACGCUUCAGCAUUCGACCAAUCCAACACAGAAGAGCCCAGGAAACAGGCUUUCACGAAGCCAAACAUAAACGGACUCGAAAGAAUCAGAAGUCAAGCACAACCCAACCGACCAGCUCCUGCUUGAAGACAUUGAAUCGAUGAAUGCGACCACAGAGCCUCCCUCCAAAGACACCUCUACCACCCAAACCUCUCCAAUGAUUCCUCAAUCCCACGGACCCCGAGAACCACAACCUUACUACGUCGUUCCGCAGCCUCCAACUCCACCACCUGACAAUGACGAUCCUUCACCUCAAGCGUCAUCAGACUGGCACCUCCAGCUGCUCAAAGAAGAGCUACGCAAGAGCGUCAUGCUCAGGCUCGAAAAGAUAAAUGGCCGCGUCGACGAUCCAUUUUCUCAACAUGUCGUCAAUGGCGACCGCAAGCACGCUGCCACAGACCCUGAUGGCACAAGUGAACAUGCCUCUACAGGUGGCAGCAAUCAUACCCCUACCUCUACUCAAGACCAGCCCCAAGAUCAACGCCAUAUAACUCAGGUCUCAGACAAAGACAGAGAGCCUCGGUACCGGGUGCAUGUCGUGACAUUACCAAAGCUCACUGUUGUAGGACUGGUGUUGGCUUCGUGGGUUAUGUCUGCAAUCAUCGGCGGUGUUGGGGCUCUUGGCUGGACGUUUUGGCACAGCCAGGUUCGCAGGGAGACGUGCGCGGAGGUAGCAGCGGGUAGAGGUAGCGAAGCUUUGAAGGUAAUGGGUAGAGGGUUGAUAGGAGUAGGCGCGGCUGUAGGGAAGGCGGUAUCGGAGCAUUUCAAGCGGAAUCUUUGGCUGUAUGCGGUGUUUUUGUUGUUUUGACCAAGGUUUUUGAGACGGCUGGUAUGGUGAUUGCUGAGACCCCUUGGUAUCAAGCUCAAGUUAGGCCAACUUGCUACUGCGAUGAAUGCUGGUCGCGUCGACAUGGCUCGGGCUAUAAAGAGGGAGACCGGAGUGUCUCCGACGGAGCUAAAUGCGCGUGUAGGUACCUCUGAUCCUGGGGACGAUUGGGAGUAAGACCCAACGAAUGGGAUGCUUCGAUGUAUCGGUACUUGGAUCUGUCUUGGUCAAUGUUCAUGAGUCUGUGAAUAGGGCCUUUGACGUGAAUGGUGAAUGCUAGGC